Messenger RNA from Cylindrotheca closterium, 1869 nucleotides. Lineage: Eukaryota; Bacillariophyta; Bacillariophyceae; Bacillariales; Bacillariaceae. The record is from the annotation of a GenBank genome assembly.
AUGCCAAAAGUGCGUCAUGCAUUAGUCUCAUCCUCGUCCUCGUCCUCAAGCAGCAGUGGUGCCUUGGCCACCCAACUUGAUGUCUCUUCAUCCUCUAGUACUGGUAGCUCUUCGACUUCUUUGGUCUCAAGCAGUGAUUCAUCAGGCUCCGAAUCCACUGCUAUGACACCAGCAGCAGGGAGCUAUGUGCCACGACGACGCAGUGAAUUCGACUCGUCCUCAAGCAGUGAUGACUAUUCAGACCCACAUUCCUCUCCAGCCCAGACGGCAACAAGCCCAGAUGGCAACGACAGGCCAGGAAAUGACGCCGAAGGAAUGGGGGCGAUAAAUGACCCGGAUCUGAAACGACUCCGAGAGCAGUACAAAGAAAAGAUCCGUAUGUUCGAACGUUUGGAUCUAAAGGGAUACUUGGAUGCCUCUGAAGGCCCAAGCAAAGAUGCAUUGCAAUAUGGAUAUGAUGCUGAUUCCAUGAAUUUGGCUACACAAAAUUUACCGGAUAUUGGUUUCUUGAGGCAGUCAGGUUUUCAUUUCAAAAAAGCGAGCGCAAAUAACAAACCGUACCGCGCCCGGGGUGGUGUCAGAAAGAGCAGGAAGAGCAGGACAGGCGGGCUCAGACCAUCAAAGGGUGAUGUUGUCAUGAAAGGCCCAACCCCAUUGGAUCAAUUCCCUUCUUUCACCAUCGGGAAGAUUUAUUUCAAUGGAAUAUCAAUGUAUUUGUCGGUUCACGUGCUUAUGGAAACAGCAGUUGGUCAAUCUUGUCACCAAGACAUCAUAAAUACAUGGAAUGCCGUUAAUAGGUGGGCAUAUGGCUGUUCCAAAAGAAGCAUUUUACAUCUUCACAGAAACGAAAAACUGGGCCUUGAUUUUGGUGAUGACGAUAUGAAUAGUACUGUCAACCUUUACCGCCUUGUUGCUUCUGGGUCGUAUGGAUUUGGGGAGGCUGGUGAAAAAGAUCAAGGGAUAGAGUCGAUUAGCGCUUCGGUCACAUCACUGCAUCUAGCUUUGGUUUGGUUUCUUCUUGGGGCUAUUGCCGAUGCUGAAUUCGAAUUGGAAGAGACUGAUGAGGACUCUGCCCAUGCACUGUACUAUUGUUCUGUUUUCCUUCUGCAGGGUGCUGGAUUCAAACAUAAGUGGAGAGAGCGCUUAGGAGACAAGGAUAGCGUCCAGCGCAAAUGUGAUUUCUGUCCCAUCCAACAGCGAGUAGAAUGCAAUGAUUGGGUACGAGGUAAGGUCGUGGAGACCCAUGAAUUAGCCAAAAGGCGCUUCUUCCGGCAGGACGUUUCGUAUCAUGCAUCAACACGUUGUGCAAUUGAUAUUGCGGUUAUUGUCCACUGCAAAGGGGAUUGGCAGGUCCUUCCUUGUGGAAAGUUGGCAAAGUUAACAAUUGCAGAGGCAGUGAAAACAAGGGCAAGUGCAGCCCAACAAAUAUUCGAUAAAGUAGAUGAUGAAGAUGAGUAUGGUGAUGAGGAGGAUGAUGAUUAUGAUGAUUAUGGUGAUUAUGGUGAUUAUGGUGAUUAUGAUGGUGAUGGUGAUGAUGAUGAUGAUGAUGAUGAUGAUGAUGAUGAUGAUGAUGAUGAUGAUGAUGAUGAUGAUGAUGAUGAUGAUGAUAAUUUGUUUUGUGACCUUGCUCUUCUUGAGCGAGUGGCCUUGUUAGAAGGUCGGAUACAAUUUCCAAAGUUUGGGACAACUGGGGAGUUUGGUGGCUGUCAAAUCAAGCGUGAUACACUGGCAAUGAACGCAACUUCGACAGAUACAUACCAGCCGGAUGAGGAUGAUGACCAUCAAAGCGUGGACAUUGAUUAUGCGGCACAGAAUCCACGAGCUGCAACAAUAAUUCAGUUCUAUUUGCUUUUCGAGAUUAAGUAUUAA